Molecule: messenger RNA, 1586 nt
Organism: Puntigrus tetrazona (Sumatra barb)
Lineage: Eukaryota; Metazoa; Chordata; Actinopteri; Cypriniformes; Cyprinidae
Product: E3 ubiquitin/ISG15 ligase TRIM25
Exons: 5
Coding region: 62-1279 (405 amino acids)
Molecular function (GO): protein binding
Source: RefSeq, a predicted model, not a curated record
AGCUUAAGAAAAUAAAGCGCUUCGUGGACUUUCAGUUUCGAUUCCGAAAAAACAAAUUCACAUGAUGUCGCUAUCAUACGACGAUAUUGUUAAGUUCGUCGCGAAUAACCUUAAAUGCUCGAUAUGUAUGGAGAUUUUCACAAAGCCGGUUACACUAGUUUGUGGUCAUAAUUAUUGUCAGAAGUGCAUUAAUGCAUGCUGGGUAAAGAGCGCCCCAAAGAGAGAGUGUCCACAUUGCCGGGCAGAUGUAAGCAGUAGUAAACUGGAAAUGAAUUUCACUCUUUGUGAUAUUCUGGAAUUACCGGACCUUGGUGGUCGGGAGAAAUGGGAGCAAAUUCUGGCAGAAACAGAUCAAGAUCUGGCAGAAACACAACACGCUGGAAGAACUAGCAAUAAAGUGGAUAAUUUAAUGAAACGUCUGGAUUGGUUAAAAGCUGAGAUCAAAAAGACGGAAGAAACACUUUCAGCUGAGCUAAAUUCAAAUCAGGCCUCUGAGGAUGGGUCAGAAGUUUACAGUUCCUGCAUUGUUUCGAUGGAUGUUUCCGGUUCAUCCUUAGACAGCGAUUCUUCAAGUUAUUAUGCUAGCAGAAGUUUUAGUCUCACAUCAGCGGAUCACCAGGAACUAACUUCUCAGUCUGAAGAGGAGAGUUCACAGGAGUUUGCUCCAGAGAAUUCAGAAUCUCUUUCCGAGGAUGCUCAUCUCAGUCCUAGCGCAGGCGCACAGCAGCAAAACCGUGCUGCUCUUCAUGCAGAGUUUGUUGAGCUUUCCUUUUCUCCUCAGCUGGGAAACAGACGACUGUUUUUUCACACAGAGAUCCAAACAGUGGAAACACAACCUGGGCGCCAUGCAAGAACACCACACGGGCGUUUUGAUGCCUGUCAGUGGAUGGCAGAGCAGGAAUUUAAAGAAGGGUGGGUUUACUGGGAUGUGGACGCCACGUUCAGCACUGCAUGGGCGGUUGGUGUGGCGUAUCCCAGCAUGGGGCGUAAUGAGCGGUUGGGAAAAACGUCUUCAUCUUGGUGUUUGGAGUGGAGCAGUGGGCAGCUCAAUGCUUGGCACAAUAACAAAAGGACCUCUGUUAAACAUAGCAUCUUUAACAGGAUCAGAGUCAUUUUGGACAUGGCAAAUGGACAGCUGUCCUUUCAGAGUCUGUGUGAUAGCCUGCUUGACUUACACAGCUACCAGGUGGAUUCCUCCGGCCCUCUCACACCUAUCUUCUGGAUUUGUGGACUGUCACAUAAUGCCUUAAACUUUCCUAAGGAUAGCAUAGACCUGUAGCAUAUUCAGUAGGGUACUGUAUACACUUUUUUUUACAUAUCUGUUAAAUCUCAUUUGGCUUUCUGGCUUUCUUUUAAACAACCAUAAUUCUUCUAUGAGACUAAAUGUCCCUUUUUGAUGUAAGUAUCUGUACAAUUAUGGAUUGUGUAACUGCUAAUUGUCGGUUCCUUUAUGAUGUUUUCUUAAUCGUAUUUUGGCCGCUUUAAGUAAAAGUAAAAAAAAAUAGCCUGCACGUAAAUGUAUGUAAAUGUACUGAUUGCUGUAAUAUGAUGUAUUCUUAAUGGUUAAUAAAAUAGAUGUAACGUUA